AUGGACACUGAUCUCAGUUCCCAGGACAGGAAGGACCUGGACAAGUUCAUCAAAUUUUUUGCUUUAAAGACGGUACAAGUAAUUGUCCAGGCCCGACUUGGAGAGAAAAUCUGUACCCGAUCAUCGUCCUCCCCAACAGGCUCUGACUGGUUCAAUUUGGCAAUCAAAGAUAUACCAGAGGUUACUCAUGAAGCAAAGAAAGCCCUGGCAGGACAGCUACCUGCUGUUGGACGGUCUAUGUGUGUGGAGAUUUCCCUCAAAACGUCAGAGGGGGAUUCCAUGGAGCUGGAAAUUUGGUGUCUAGAAAUGAAUGAAAAGUGUGACAAAGAAAUCAAGGUUUCGUACACUGUAUACAACAGACUGUCUCUACUGCUGAAGUCUUUGCUUGCUAUAACGAGAGUAACUCCAGCCUACAGACUCUCAAGGAAACAAGGCCAUGAAUAUGUAAUAUUAUACAGGAUAUAUUUUGGUGAAGUGCAACUGAGCGGCUUGGGAGAAGGUUUCCAGACAGUCCGUGUCGGGACAGUGGGUACCCCAGUGGGCACCAUCACUUUGUCUUGCGCCUACAGAAUCAAUCUCGCUUUCAUGUCAACCAGACAGUUUGAGAGGACCCCUCCUAUCAUGGGGAUUAUCAUUGAUCACUUUGUGGACCGUCCCUAUCCCAGCUCUUCACCCAUGCAUCCCUGCAAUUACAGAGCUGGUGAGGACAAUGGUGCAGUAUACCCUUCAGUAGAGGAUUCCCAAGAAGUGUGUACCACGUCUUUUUCCACCUCUCCUCCAUCUCAGUGUGUUUUUACUGUCACAAAGGCACAUUUUCAGCCCCCUCCUCCUGUGGUGACGGACACCUUGAGGGUCCCAGUGAUGGGACUGGCCUUUUCACAUCAACUUUCCAGCUCUCGUCUUUCCUAUCAGCCUGCUGCCCUGGGAGUUGGAUCAGCUGACAUGGGGUAUCCUGUACUCUUUGCUGGUGGCUUGAAUGCUGCACACCCUCACCAGUUGAUUGGUCCAGGCAAAGAGGGGGGAGUUCCCCCGAUUCCUAGCCAGCCAGCACAUGGCACUCAAGCUGACCAAGAGAGGAUGUGCACCCCACUGGAUGGAGUCCACUACUCAGCAGCUACUCCUUCUAGUAGUGAGGACACAGAAACAGUAUCAAACAGCAGCGAAGGGAAGUGUGGCUCCCCUCAUGACCUUUUGGAGACCAUCUUUAUCCGGAAGGUGGGAGCUUUUGUCAACAAACCCAUUAAUCAGGUGACCAUGGCCAACUUAGACAUUCCUUUUGCCAUGUUUGCUCCGAAGAAUGUUGAGCUGGAAGAUAACGACCCCAUGGUCAAUCCUCCUGACUCCCCAGAAACUGAGUCUCCUCUACAAGGCAGCUUACACUCGGAGGGCUCCAGUGGCAGCAGCACAGGGAACACCCAUGAUGACUUUGUUAUGAUUGACUUUAAACCAGCAUUUUCAAAAGAUGACAUUCUUCCAAUGGACCUGGGAACGUUUUACCGUGAGUUUCAGAACCCCCCUCAGCUCAGCAGCCUCUCCAUUGACAUUGGAGCACAGUCCAUGGCAGAGGAUUUGGACUCGUUACCAGAGAAGCUGGCAGUUCACGAGAAGAACGUCAAAGAGUUUGAUGCCUUUGUUGAAACCUUGCAGUGAAGCUGUUUUCCAGUUUUGCUGCAGCAGUUCUUCCUCCUCAAGGCAUCCUGGAGAAUGACGUCAACGAACAUCUCUUAUCGCCCCUGCUCUGCCUUUUGUCUCACUUUGACUAGUUCCUUCCCUCAAGUGAGCUUUCUUUGACUGCUCUCUUCAACAGCAGAUACAGCUCAUCUGCUGAUUUUCCUCAGCUAUACCACCGUGUAGUUCUGGAAUGCUUUUCCUGCUCACAGUCAGUUUUGAACUUAAGACUUCAGUAGGGACACAGGAAGUCAAACUCCAAUGUAUUAAACUUACUUUCUCUUCAGUCUCUGUUCUGUGUGGAGGGACUUUGUGAAAAGUUGCUAUAUGCUUCCUCCAGAGGUCCUGUGGUGUAAGUUCCCUAGGUAUAGCUUCUUGCUAACAGACUUUUUCCUACAGUGUCCAAUCCUGUUAGAGCAUAGAAAGCUUUGGCUCAU
Molecule: messenger RNA, 2105 nt
Organism: Tauraco erythrolophus (red-crested turaco)
Lineage: Eukaryota; Metazoa; Chordata; Aves; Musophagiformes; Musophagidae
Source: RefSeq, a predicted model, not a curated record